Messenger RNA from Candida dubliniensis CD36, 3039 nucleotides. RefSeq lists its product as uncharacterized. The record is from RefSeq and is a predicted model, not a curated record. Gene Ontology annotation, biological process: ribosome-associated ubiquitin-dependent protein catabolic process; rescue of stalled cytosolic ribosome. Gene Ontology annotation, cellular component: RQC complex. The coding region runs from base 1 to 3039 and encodes 1012 amino acids. The transcript has a single exon. NCBI's taxonomy places the organism in Eukaryota, Fungi, Ascomycota, Pichiomycetes, Serinales, Debaryomycetaceae. Gene Ontology annotation, molecular function: ribosomal large subunit binding; tRNA binding.
AUGAAGCAGCGUAUCACUAGUUUAGAUUUACAAAUACUCACUUCAGAGUUGUCCAAAGAACUAUCUAAUUAUAGAUUACAGAAUAUCUACAAUGUUGCCAGCAAUUCCCGACAAUACUUGUUCAAGUUUUCUAUCCCUGAUUCAAAGAAAGUAGUGGUCUUAGAGUAUGGUAACAGGAUACACCUUACUGAUUUUGAGAGACCAGCAACACAACAACCAACUAAUUUUGUGACCAAAUUAAGAAAGCAUUUAAAAACAAGAAGAUUAUCAGGUAUUAAACAGAUUUCCAAUGAUAGAAUCUUAGUAUUGGAAUUUAGCGAUGGGAAAUACUAUUUGGUUUUGGAAUUCUUUAGUGCUGGUAAUGUUUUACUAUUGGACGAAUCUCAAAAAAUUUUAGCUUUGCAGAGAUUGGUUUCUGCCAAAGAGGAGAAUGAUAGGUAUGCAGUAAAUGAAGAGUACAAAAUGUUUGACAAGUCAUUAUUUCAACAAGAUUUCCAUUAUGAAAAAAGAUUGUACACUUUGGAUGAAGUUGAAUCGUGGAUUCAAACUCACAAGUUGAAAUUAAGUCAAGCCAGCGAUAACAAAAAGGCAAAAGUCUUUUCUAUCCACAAAUUAGCGUUUAUUAAUGCUAGCCAUUUAUCUGGAGAAUUGAUUCAAAAAUGGUUUUUUGAACUGGGAAUUGAUCCAAGUCAAAGCUGUUUGAGUUUUGAAGAUAACCAGGAAGCUCUUCAACAGGUGGUUAAUGCUUUGGGCGUAUGUGAGGAUAAGUACAUUGAUUUGAUAAAUGGGGCAAUUGACAACGAAGGGUACAUAGUGGCCAAGAAAAAUAACAAAGCUAGUGAAAAUUCAGAGUUGGAGUACAUUUACGACGAGUUCGAUCCAUUCGAACCUUAUAAACCGAACCAGGAAGGCUUAAAAUUUAUCCCAGUUUCAGGUUAUAAUAAAACUUUGGACAAGUUUUUUUCAAAUAUUGAGUCGACAAAAUUUUCUAUGAAGAUUGAACAACAAAAGGAAAAUGCUGCAAAGAGACUAGAGAAGGCACGAAGUGAACGUGAUAAACAAAUUGAUUCUUUAGUUGCUCAGCAGAAAUUAAACGCUAAGAAAGGGGAAUUGAUUCAAUAUCAUUCUGAAUUGGUGGAAGAAUGUCGCAAUUAUGUACAACUGUUCAUUGAUCAACAAAUGGAUUGGACAAAUAUCGAAACUGUUAUAUCCCUUGAGCAAAAAAAGAAGAAUGACUUGGCUAAACAUAUCCAGUUACCGUUAAAUUUGAAGGAAAACAAAAUUAAAGUUUUGUUAGAGGAUUUUGAUGAUUAUGAAGAAAGUACUGAAUCUGCUAGUGCUACUGAAACUGAAUCCGAAACUGAAUCCGAAACUGAUUCUGAUUCUAGUUCAGAAUCAGAAAGUGAUAACGAUGAAGAUAAGAUUCCUGUAAAACGUACCCAAAGAAAAAAGAAUGCCAAGGAGAAGCCCAAAAGAAAAACUGUUCCUACUUGGAUUGAUUUAUCGCAGAGUGCAUUUGCCAAUGCAAGGAGUUAUUUUGAUUCCAAAAAGACUGCAGAAACGAAACAAGUGAAAGUUGAAAGUAGCACAAGUAUGGCCCUUAAAAAUGCUGAAAGGAAAAUAAACCAGGAUUUGACAAGAAGUCUUAAACAGGAAAACGAGACAUUAAAAGAAAUCAGACCUAAAUAUUGGUUUGAAAAAUUCUUCUGGUUUGUUUCUUCUGAAGGAUACUUGUGUUUGGCAGGGAAAGAUGCGUCACAAACUGAUAUGAUUUAUUAUAGACAUUUUAGUGACAAUGACUCGAUUGUUAGUGCCGAUAUGGAAGGAUCUUUGAAGGUGUUUAUCAAGAACCCGUUGAAGGGAGAAGCAUUACCACCAUCAACACUUAUGCAGGCAGGUAUCUUUGCAAUGUCGACUUCCUCAGCCUGGAAUGGGAAAGUGACCACUUCGGCUUGGGUGCUUCAUGGAACAGAAAUUUCAAAACGAGAUUAUGAUGGGUCAAUUGUCCCAGAAGGUGAAUUUAAUUAUCUUGUUCAAAAGGAAUACUUACCUCCAGCUCAGUUGGUUAUGGGUUUUGGAUUCUAUUGUUUGCUUGAUGAAGAGUCUACUAAACAUUAUGCUGAAAUUAGAACCAAAAGAGAGUUGGAACAUGGAUUCACAAUAGUUGUUGAUAAUAAAAAGAAGGAGCUAGAAGAUAUAAAAUUGGCUCAACAAGCAAACUCAAAGGAAACUACAACACAAGAGCAAUGUGUUGAUAAAUCUUCCGACACUGAUGACGAUGAUGAUGCUGAUAAUUCGGAGUCUGAUACUGUGUCUGUUACUGCCAAUAUCGAGGAAAAGCUGGGAAUAUCUCAGCAAUUGCCAAGGGGUAAAAGAUCGAAACUUAAAAAGAUUGCUGCUAAAUACAGAGACCAAGAUGAAAAGGAAAGAAAAUUGAGGAUGGAAGCACUUGGUACACUUAAACAGGUGGAGGAAAGAUUGAGUAAAACUCAAAUUGAAGACCUGGAGAAAUCAGAAUCAGUAAAGAAACAACAACAAAAGGAAAUGAUUUUGGAAAGAAAAAAGAAACAGAAAGAAAGAGAAUUGCAAAAGUACCUCUUGGGUGAUGACAAUGAUGAGGAAACUAAUGAAGAAUCCCACAUAGUAAACUACUUGGAGAUUUUGGAUUCAUUUACUGCUAAACCAUCAACAAAAGAUACAAUUGUGGGGCUAGUUCCAGUUUUUGCACCUUGGUCUGCAUUGCAAAAAUUCAAAUACAAAGUGAAAGUACAGCCUGGAUCUGGCAAGAAAGGUAAGUGUAUUGGUGACUCUAUCAAUUAUUUUGUGAAUAGAAAAAUAGACAAUUGUUCCAGUGAUGUGGAUUUGGACUUGCCACAAGAAAGGGAGUUUAUUAAGAACUUCAAAACAAAUGACAUUGUUGGUAUUUUCACAGUUGGGAAAGUUAAAUUAGCUUUGCCAGGUGGUUCUGGUGAUAGCAAUAAGGGUGGCAAAUCAAAUAAUAAGAAACCAGCAUCGAAAAAGGGUAAUAAGAAGAAAUGA